UAAUCUGGCAGCUCUGCUUUAAUCAGCUGAUCAAUAUUAAACAAAUCCUUUUGCAACAACUGCAAACGAAUAACAGCGAUAACUGUUUAAUAAUAAAUAAAAUAGUUGACGGCUACAACAAAAAUUCUGUUUAAACAAGUUAACAAAUUGCAUUAAUUAGCACGAAAAGAAAGUAAAUUAGUGCAAUGAGUGACUUAAGUGAUAAAAUCGUUGCAGCAAAGACGGCGUUGUUUGGCGCUUUGGGUGAAAAUGCCCAUAAAUAUUUGGCAAACAUGAAGUUGUGGUUUCGUUAUAAAUGGUCUAAGGAAGAAUUUGAUAGUGAAUCAAGAAAAUUCCUUACACCCGAUAAAAUGCAUUUACAUAAUCAAUUUUUUAUUGCUAUAUUAAACAAAAUCGACGCAUUUCAAACGCCAGAACAGUCACCGUCUCUCUUUGCAUCACAUAAUAAUAGCGGUCCUGCAGGUAGUACAACUGGCACCGCCAGUGGUGGUAGCAGCAGCAGUCGUAGUCGCAAACGCAAGAGAAGUUCAAGAGCGGUCAGUGAUCGUGUCACUUUCGAACCUUAUGAUUUUCUUGAUUUCAUAGUAGAAGACAAUUUAGAAUGCAUUAGGCCCACGGCAGGUACCGAUGCCAAUGUGCAAAUAUUGCCCACACAACGUUACUGUGUGCAAGAGCUGUUUUUGCCAGAUGCAGGCUUUGUACUCGGUCGCUUCCUAAUUGGUGCUUGGGAAGUGGGGCUAACUAAUGUUGAAGACAAUGUGGCUGAGUAUGUGGCAAUGGCAGUGCAGGUGCUCUUGAAAAACCUUAUAUCGGCGAUUGUAAUGAACCGCAAGCAUUAUAAAGUAACAGGAGAUGGUUCGUUUUACUAUGAUGUUGGUGCGCCACUAAAAGAUCCUUCUCUGCGAAAUACUGUUACACGACAAAAAAUCGAUGACGGACCAUUAGAACUUGAUAAGGAAAUUACUUCACCGAAUUUUAUGCGUCGCUCAAAUGAAGAUGGUGUUUUCUUAUCCGCUUGUGAAGAAAUUGAACCACAAAGGCGUGAAAUCAUAACAUUGAAGGAUGCGCAACGUGCUUUCAACGAUCACAAUCUCAUAGCAUCACACUCAGUAUAUUCCAUUAAUAUGGAGCGGUUAACGCAAAUGCUGCACUAAUUUAUAAUUCAUAUAAAUAUUUUAAUAAGUAUAUUAUAGUUUAUUUUAUUAGUUUAAAUAAAAACUUUAUUCUUAAAAAAAUUAA
Messenger RNA from Zeugodacus cucurbitae (melon fly), 1239 nucleotides. RefSeq names its product transcriptional adapter 1-like. The transcript has 2 exons. The record is from RefSeq and is a predicted model, not a curated record. Gene Ontology annotation, biological process: regulation of transcription by RNA polymerase II. Lineage: Eukaryota; Metazoa; Arthropoda; Insecta; Diptera; Tephritidae. Gene Ontology annotation, cellular component: SAGA complex. Gene Ontology annotation, molecular function: transcription coactivator activity. Bases 186 to 1154 code for a protein of 322 amino acids.